Molecule: messenger RNA, 457 nt
Organism: Babjeviella inositovora NRRL Y-12698
Lineage: Eukaryota; Fungi; Ascomycota; Pichiomycetes; Serinales
Product: TauD/TfdA dioxygenase family protein
Exons: 1
Coding region: 160-450 (96 amino acids)
Cellular component (GO): cytoplasm
Molecular function (GO): 2-oxoglutarate-dependent dioxygenase activity
Source: RefSeq, a predicted model, not a curated record
UCCCAAUCACUAAGGUGGUUAAAGAUAACCCUGAAUUUGUGACCGUUUCGGUAUAGGGGUUUAGCAAGUACGCAAAAUUGAGCUACAACAACUACAAGAACCUCUUGACACUCAGAUGCUACGUACAAAGUGUAGCCACCGGCAUAUACGUCUUUGACAAUGUUAGAGUCCCCUCCUUCUGGUGGAGAUACAGUGUUUGUUGACGCAAAUGAAGCGUACGAGCGCUUGUUUCCAGGGUUCAAGGGGCGCUUGCAUGGCUUAACAACUCACUCUGCCCACCAACAGGCUGAAAUCUCUGUCAAGACUGACGGGGUACUUAGAAAACCAAUCAUCACGGCCCAUCCGGUGGUAAGACAACAUCCCAUCACCAUGAGGAAGGCUAUUUUUGUGAACUCGGUUUUACUCGUGAGAUUGAGGGAUAUAAGAAGGAGGAAAGCGACUACUUGUUAAAAUUCUU